ACCCGAAGCAGAGCCGGUCCAUUAACGGAAGGAAUUGAGAUGCGGGGAGCGCGGUGCGCAGUGCGGGCGGGGUCUGGCGCUGAUCUCAUCCUUAUCUUGUAAUGAAAGACCAAAAGCCACCAAUCAUAACUAAGGCUAUUGAUGCAUUGCAUCGACAUAAAGAUGAGUUCUUUAAGAAGUAUGGAGAGGAAGGCACUGAAGCAGAAAAGAAAGCUAUUUCUCUUCUUUCUAAAUUACGAAAUGAACUACAAACUGAUAAGCCAUUGCUGCCUUUGCAUGAUGACUGGGUUGAUACUGAUAUAUGGAACCAAUACCUGGAAGAUCAAGUUAGUCUUUCAGAUGAAAAUGACAAAAAAAUAAGCUGGUUUCAAUCUCCUUGGUUGUAUGUAGAGUGUUAUUUAUACCGUAGAAUUCAUGAAGCAUUAGUGCUAAGUUCACCAAUCAGUGACUUUGAUGUAUUUAAAGACUCAAAAGACCAGAAUUUUUUAGAAUCACAAGGUGCUAUUGAGGCUUUAUGUCUUUAUCUACAAGAGUCAAAAAGAACGAUUGAAGUCGUAGAUGAAAAUAUACAAAAAGAUGAAUUUUGUAAACUCUUGCAGAUUAUGUUAUGGGGAAAUAAGUGUGAUCUGGCAGUCGUACCUGGUCAGAGCAUCCCUCAAACAUCUAGUCCACUAACCAUUUUGGAAGGCCUAAAACCUUUCAUUUUAGUGAAUAAUAUGGACACCCUUUGGUCGCUACUUUUAAACAAAAGGAAAAUGAGUCAGGAAAAUUUUUCUGUUACUAGAGUGGAUUUUAUCCUGGAUAAUGCAGGGUUUGAACUUGUUACAGAUUUGGUAAUGGCAGACUUCCUGAUAGCCUCAAACUUGGCUACUGAGAUCCAUUUCCAUGGAAAAUGUAUUCCCUGGUUUGUUUCAGAUACUAAUAUAAAAGAUGUGAAUUGGUUGAUUACACAAUUAAAAGCUGCUGAGAACACGUACCUGUCCACGUGUGGGCUUAUCUGGGAGGACUAUCUUAAAAACAAGACAUGGGUUUACCAAGAUCAUAUGUUUUGGACUCUGCCUUUUGAAUAUUGUGCUAUGCCUCAUAUUGCUCCUGACUUGUAUGCUGAUCUACAAAAGUCGAAUUUAAUUCUUUUCAAAGGUGAUUUGAACUAUAGGAAAUUGUUAGGAGACAGAAAAUGGGGGCUUACAAUUCCAUUUCAUGAGGCUUUGAAUGGCUUCCAUCCUGCACCUCUCUGUAGCAUAAGAACAGUAAAAACUCAAGUUCAAGCUGGUCUGGCCCCUGGGCAAGGAGAACAAGUUGCAGAUUCUAAUCCUGAAUGGAUGACCAGUGGAAACUAUGGUAUAUUACAGUUUGAUGGAGGGCUUGAUUUGGCUUAGGCACUUUUUAAA
This is a messenger RNA of Gracilinanus agilis (Agile Gracile Mouse Opossum), 1391 nucleotides long. Its product is annotated as damage-control phosphatase ARMT1-like. NCBI's taxonomy places the organism in Eukaryota, Metazoa, Chordata, Mammalia, Didelphimorphia, Didelphidae. Bases 102 to 1379 code for a protein of 425 amino acids. Gene Ontology annotation, molecular function: phosphatase activity. The record is from RefSeq and is a predicted model, not a curated record. The transcript has 5 exons. Gene Ontology annotation, biological process: DNA damage response. Gene Ontology annotation, cellular component: nucleus; cytoplasm.